This is a messenger RNA of Trichophyton benhamiae CBS 112371, 1584 nucleotides long. RefSeq names its product nuclear division Rft1 protein, putative. The record is from RefSeq and is a predicted model, not a curated record. Lineage: Eukaryota; Fungi; Ascomycota; Eurotiomycetes; Onygenales; Arthrodermataceae. Gene Ontology annotation, biological process: glycolipid translocation; dolichol-linked oligosaccharide biosynthetic process. The coding region runs from base 1 to 1584 and encodes 527 amino acids. Gene Ontology annotation, cellular component: endoplasmic reticulum membrane. The transcript has 2 exons.
AUGGUCUCAGGUUCUCGGCUAGCUCUGGGUCCAGUCUACUUGAUUGCUAUUCAAGUGGUCUCUCGUGCCCUCACAUUCCUAGCAAACCAAGUUCUCUUGAGACAUAUCACCCCUUAUGCAUUCGGCCUUGCUUCGCAGAUUGAGUUAUAUUCAAUAACUGUGCUGUUCUUCUCGAGAGAAAGUAUCAGACUAGCCGCACAGCGUCAGCCACCAGAUAUUACAAAGGCUGCUGACAUUGACUCAACAGAUAAGCGGCCUGAGAAUGCCAAAAACCAGGAAGAAAACGCAGGAAGCCAGGCCGUUGUGAACAUUUCGUAUGUUCCGAUAGCACUCGGUCUUCCGAUGGCAUAUGUAUUUGGCGUGCUCUAUCUAAACUUGGGCCAGAGCGAUAGGACGCUUGGCCAUAUUGAAAGAAUAAGUUUCUUAAUAGUUCAAUUGGCCACUGUUUUGGAACUGCUAUCAGAACCUCUUUUUGCCGUGGUUCAGCAGAGAAUGCUCUAUGGUACAAGAGCAAAAGUGGAGAUGAUUUCUUCAGUGGCUAGGGCAUUCUUUAGCUGUGCUUCUGUAUUACUUAUCAGCCAAAGUUAUGAGGAUGCAGGAAUCCUGUCUAUUGCCCUUGGCCAACUCGGAUACGCCACCUUCUUGCUUGCUGGGUAUUUUAUUUGCGCUAAGCCAAUAUCACAGAAACAUGCGUUCACUUUGUAUCCUGUUCGUAUUGCCUAUAUUAAUCACCCCAACCAUAUUUUCUCUUUUAUUCCACAACAUUUAUUGGCAUUAAGCAUGAACUUGUAUAUGCAGUCGGUUGCAAAACAUGUCCUCACACAGAGUGACUCAGUCAUCCUUGCGUCGCUGGCAACCCUGGAGAUUCAAGGACAGUACGCGUUGGCUUCAAACUAUGGUGGCCUAAUCGCUCGAAUGGUCUUCCAGCCCAUCGAAGAAUACAGUCGCAACCUUUUCAGCAAACUUCUAGCCAUAAGAGAAAGUGGGAAGAUUGUCGAUAAAUCAGUCAAGGCAGUAAAGUUACAAUUCAUCGACAUCCUACGUGGAUACAGCAUACUUUGUGUUUCAAUUUCUGCCGUCGGUCCUGCAGCUGUUCCUCUCGCGAUAAAGCUAAUUAUUGGCUCCCAUUGGGACUCUCCCGAAACCCAACAAGUUUUGUCAUUGUACUGCUAUUAUAUACCAUUUUUGGCAGUUAAUGGCAUUACCGAAGCAUUCGUCUCCGCUGCAGCUACCAACUCUGAGCUACGGUUACAGACCAAAUGGAUGGGGAUAUUGUCUGCAGUCUUUGUCGUCGCUGCAUAUGUGUUUCUAAGAAUCACACAGUCAGGGGUAUACGGGCUUUUAUGGGCGAAUCUGGUUAAUAUGGCUGCCCGUAUAAUCUGGAGCAGUUUCUUCAUUCAGCGGUUUUUUGAGAAACAUGACAGCAAACUCCAUGCCAGGGAAAUUCUUCCCAGCUUAGGUGUCUGCAUUGCAGGGUCUAUUGGCUGGUUAUUUCUGAGAUAUUCAACCGUUCCUGGCGGCCUAGAUCUUGAAAACCUGACUAAAGUAGCAACCGCAGGAUUGUGUGUUGGUUCUACCAUGUAA